AUGGAGAGAAAUAUGAUAGAAAGGGCUGCUGCAUCCGGAUCAUGGUCUGUGCCCUCUUGUAAGAAUAAACGUAGAUUUGGCAAGAGGCCAAUGUCGAGAGGAAGGCCGAUCAUCCCACCUAACCGGAGGAAUGUCUGGGGAAAGCCGACUCUUGGUAACGGUGGAAUAUGUCAAUUUUACAAUUGGAGGCAUGAGAUCGCCUCGUGUCCCUUCGGGAAUAGAGCUUGUUUUGGUUGUGGUCGGAUGGGCCACCAAGUGAGAGAUUGCCCGCAGAGGCAAAGAGGAGUUCCAGCGCCAUCACAGCAAGGAGGACAGCCGCAUGGGAAUACGCUGCAAAAUUACCAAAGCCGACUUCCAGCGCAAGGAAGAGUUUUUGCGGUCACCGGGGAAGAAACGGAGGAUUCGUCGACCGUUACAGGUACCGUCUUCUUGCAUGAUCAUGUAGCAUAUGCGUUGUUUGACACUGGAGCCACGUACUCCUUUGUUGCUGAGCGCUUUAUUAAAUUAGUUGGGUUGAGUCCGAAAUCGCUGGAAACGGUUUUUAAGAUAUCCACGCCGCUAAAAGAUAGUGUAAUAUCUACGAUAGGUUGUCUUGAUUGUAAGUUGAUAAUCGGUGGUCACGAAGAAGUGAUAGAUCCGAUUGUGCUGGAAAUGAAUGAUUUUGAUGUAAUUGUCGGUAUGGAUUGGCCGACAAAGCAAAGAGUCACGAUGGAUUGA
Messenger RNA from Rhodamnia argentea, 717 nucleotides. RefSeq lists its product as uncharacterized. The transcript has a single exon. The record is from RefSeq and is a predicted model, not a curated record. Gene Ontology annotation, molecular function: nucleic acid binding; zinc ion binding. NCBI's taxonomy places the organism in Eukaryota, Viridiplantae, Streptophyta, Magnoliopsida, Myrtales, Myrtaceae. Bases 1 to 717 code for a protein of 238 amino acids.